AAGAGCACCAUCAUUUUCCGUUGUUUGUUUGUUUGUUUGUUUGGUCUGUUUGUCUGUCACACACCAUGAUGAUGAUGUUUUCGAUUGCUUGGAUUCUGGUGGUGCUGGUAGUAGCAUGGAAUAAUUUGGAUGCCGCUCCUACUCUCUACUUUUAUGAUGCCGCGGCGACGUGGACGGGGGGAUGGCAGCAUUCCAGUCUUCAAAACAAGACCAUUUGGAUCACGGGCGCUUCGUCGGGCAUUGGAGCGUCCAUGGUCUGUCAAGCCUUACAGGCAGGUGCCGCCCAUGUGAUUUUGAGUUCUCGGAAACGCGACAAACUGCUCAAUGUGGCGUCCAAAUGUCAAUCUCUACUGGGAUCGAAAUAUCAUCCCGAACACACCAAAAUGUCCAUUGUCCCCUACGACGCUGCCAACAAUAGCACUACCACAAUGGAAGCCACCAUUGUCGAUCGCGUCUGGAAAGCCUGUGGGGACGACCCUUUGGAUAUGGUCAUUCUCAAUGCCGGCGUCUAUCAAAAUCAACCCGCCAUGCUCACCACAAAACAAGAACGAGAUUACGUCACACGCGUCAAUUAUCAAGCCCCCGUCGAUUUGACGCAAGCGUUGCUCGAAAAGUGGAAAACUCAUGACAACCCAAAAGGACACAUUGUCGUUGUGGCAUCCAUCAUGGCCCAUGGACCUUACGGACUCUCCAGUACUUAUGCCGCUUCCAAAGCCGCGUUACGGACCUACUUUUGGUCACUCGCCACGGAAGAAUCGCAGUGGUUGACAGUCAAUAUGGCAUGUCCCGCCGCCACCCUGACGGGGUUUUGGAAUCCAGUCGCAUCGACACUCCACGCGGGAGGAUCCGCCAUGACGGCCGAUCGGGUCGCUCAUUUGAUUUUGACGGGAAUCUCUGGACCCUACGUGUUGUUCUAUGAAACAUGGAUUACCAAAAUGCCGGGCAUCCUCUGGUUGGGGUUGGCGCACUAUACGCCCGGAUUGUUUCUCGCCUUUUCGCACUUUUUGGCUUACAUAAGAGUCCCCAUUUGGUAUCACGAACGCAUCGAUGCCAUGGAUGUGUCAUUGCUAAUGACACGGUUUGUACAAAUUGUCAUGGGACAGUAUCCGCCGGUGGUGGUGGAGACGUAGAGCAUCGAGGACGCACGAGCGACUAUACAAAACAAA
Messenger RNA from Seminavis robusta, 1166 nucleotides. The record is from the annotation of a GenBank genome assembly. Lineage: Eukaryota; Bacillariophyta; Bacillariophyceae; Naviculales; Naviculaceae.